UUACUUCCAAUGUUUUCAGUUUUCGUUUGCAAAUGGCGUGGCCGGUAGUGAGACGAAAGCUAACCAAUAUUUUGUUGCCUACUACGGUUUAUGGUUCUGAUCCGUGGCUUUUAAGAGUGAGACUCUUACUUAAGCUCUAGUGCAAGCCUCUCCCAAUAUCAGAGUCGAGCAGGACCUUUUCUAUGUGGAGAUAUUGGAGUGUGUUUACAGGAGGGGGCGAGAGGAUUGUACAUGUGGAAUGAAGUGUUAAGUGUUAUCAUUGAAGUAAUCUAUACACAAGACAAAAGAAAAUGCAACAUACUACUUUUGCUAUUAGUUUAAACUUAAAUGUACAUUUAAUUUGAUAAAGAAAAAAAUAACCUCUGUCAGCAAAUUUACUCAAAAUAGGGAUUAAAAUUUGUCAAAGGUGUAAUGUGUAAUGAGAGUAAUGUGGCUGGCAUUAAUGGCAUUAGUAAUAGCUAUUGAAAAGUUGAAUGCCAUGUGACUAUGCACACAUGGGUGCAGAAGAUGGGCGAGAUACUUAAAUCUGAAGACACCGUCACUAUGGAAAGUAAGCAUGGUAUUGAACUCAUGCCAGAAGGACCAUCAAACCCUCUUGAUUGUUUGUUAAAGAACAGCCAGGUUUCUACGCUGACUUGUCCUCCUGUUGUGCCACACCAGGAGUCUUGUGUCUUGCCUGAAGAUAAGAAUGUGAUAAGGCCUGUUACUAAUCUACAGAAUGCUAAUGUAUGCCUUCCAAUUCUCAAACUUCAUAGACUGCAAGCAAAAGACUUUAGACGUUUUAAAGACAUUGCUAAAGCAGGAAUCAAUAAAGAAUGUGCUAAAGCCUUACGUAAUGAACUGCAGCGUUUCAGGAGGAAUGCAAGGAGGAGAGAUAAUCGGAAGUUUGGCAAAGCUGGACCAAAACACACGAAACUUGGUUUUAAAAGAAAAAAAAUAUUUUCUGAAGAUUUUGGGAGAAAUGAUACUAACGAUGAGUGGUUUCUGUCAAGACACCCACUGUCACAUAGCCAUAAGAAAUCGGUGAUAAAGUGCCCCCGGCCAGCAACAAAUGGCUCAAUCACAGAUAGGGUGGCUUCGAAAAAGAACAAAGUGGCUGAAAUGAAAGGGCAGAGACUCUACUGUGUGUGUCGGCAGCCAAAUGAUAAGUCAAGGAUGAUGGUCCAGUGUGACUGUUGUAAGAAAUGGUUUCACCCUCAGUGUAUGAAUGUUGGUGAAGAAGAGGUACAGGCGCUGGCAGAGUGGCACUGCACUCGUUGUUCUCACUUAUUCACCCACAAGUCCCCACUCUCUCACAAACAUCUAGAGGAAAGAAAGUGCUUGCCAGCCAAAAAGGCAAGAUUACACCUACCAUACCAGGAUUGGCAGCAUUGUGGCGUACAUUCCUCUUCCUCUGUGGCCGACCCCAGAGUGCCUCCACUCGACCCACAAGUAUCAACGGUGUUAUCAUACCAACAUCAAGCAACAGCCACUCAUCCUUCCUUAAUGACACUGCCAUGGCUCUCCUCUGUAACUUCACUACCAAACCGCCCUCCGCAUACUCCACGUCAUUCGGCCGAUGGGUCGUUGAUGAUGCCAGAGAGAGAAAUACUGUCGUCACCAUCUUCAGAAUCGUCCAUGGGCAAGUACCCUACACUCCCAGCAAUGAUGCCACUGAGCAAGAUACAGACUCCAGCAUUUGCAGUUUCACAUUCGGGGAAGGCAGUUACUAAUGGAGAUUAUCAGCCUAGAAAAUUGUUCAAUGUACCUUCUCUGGUGGUGAAAGCUGAAGAUAUGCCAUCUCUUCCUUCCCAGACACCACAACCCGGAAAGGCACCGGUUCCUUCUCUCACAGCAGCAUCACCGCCUAGAAUUCUACCUACUUAUCCCGUUCUGACACCAAAAUGUGAAGCAGUUCAGUCCUCUGUUGUUUCUUAUUCUUCUUUGGUAACACAUCCCAAAACAUCAGACUCUGAACAAUUACCAAUACCCCCUAAGCUUCCUCCCCUAAUUCGACUGCCUCCAAUCACAGGCAAUUUUGCUAAUAAAAACCCUAAUAAACCAAAGCCUCUCUUGUCAUCCAGUGAUCUACUCUCAUCAAAAAUAGUACACGAACAAUCUUUUGAAAAGUCAACUCUCCACCAACCAGAAAACCAUCCUCGGAUUAAUUCUUCAUCCCGUGAUCAGACAGGUUCUGGUCCCAUUUAUAUACCACAUGGUUUAAGGGAUCCAGAUGGAAAUGUUAUAUAUAAACCAAGUAACCGUAGUAAAAAAACUUUGGAAUCGUCUAAUAUAAGCAACUCUGGUCUUUCAUCACCAAAAAGCUUGUCCAUGCCAAAUAUUUUACCAAAUUCAUCUUCCUCUGUUGGGUUGAAUGGUUCACCAAUGGUGCUUAUUCCAGCAUCAGUUGCUUUUGAAACCCUUGGUCAGCAAGUGCCUCCCCAAGUUUCUCACAUAGCCACAAAUCGUCCUCAUGUAAAAUCAAAUUCAAAUCCAUCAUUACCAGUACCAUCUGCGACACCUAAUGUUCCAGCAGCGCAGUACUACUGGAUCUUGUCACCAAAAGUGUCAAGUAACUCUGCAAGUGUUUCUGAAUCAAGUGUGGAACCUAGUCAUGACUUACCGGCGUCGCGCUCAUCAAGUGUGGCUGCAAAAUCUGUGGGAGCACCCUUAUCAGUGUCUUAUUCAAAUGGUAUGGAACCUGGUAUCAUGGCUCCACCACCAGUCUCUUCAUCUUCCUGUUUAGCAUCUCUCUUAAAAGCUGGUGUACCUUUAGUUCCUGUUUCGUCAACAGCAGUGCCGCCUUCACCUCAUAUUAUUCCUUCUACAUAUCUGUCUGCUGUAUCAGGUACUCCAAUGACCACCUCCAUAUGUAUCCCAGCUCCUAUCAUGUCUACGCCACCAAUCAUAGCUGACCCAAAACACUUUUCCAAACAAGGCGACGCUGCAAAAUGCAAGUCCUCGCGUCCAGGACCCAAAAGCUCAAAGAAACGCGCACCCGCUAAGUCAGUGGCAUCAUCAACAAUGGCUGGCAACGCUGGAACCUCAACUGGAUCACCUUUGGCGGGGGCGUGUACUCAACCAGCAUCAGGGAAGCACAGCAGUGACUCCACGCAACAUCAAUCAACUCCCUCAUCUUCCUGCAUUUUGGGGGUGACAAACAAUGAUUCAUUCAAGAUUAAUGACAUCAUCAAUACUGUUCUUGGUGAGAGUUCUACAGUUCGCUAUAUUAUGGACUCUGUCAGACAAGAUUGUGAUGCAACAUCUAAGACACCACGGAAGGUCUCAUCCAAGAAAAAUAUAAAAAAUCGGAAACAUUUGGAUGGUACAAUAAAAUCAACAGUUAAAAAGUUAAGAGUCAGUAAAAGUAAAGCAAGUGGUAAGUUGAAACUCCCCAAAAAAGGAUCUUCAAUUGCACUAAAAGUAACGAACUAUAAAUCCAGUGAGAAAGAUACAAGAACUGCCCAGAAUAGUACAAAAUAUAAGAAGUGUGCAGAAAAGGAGUUACCUACUAGUGCAAGCCUAAUAAUAUCAAGGACUGUGAUUACAAAUACCAGCAUUUUGAAAGAUGAGCAUGGUAAAGUACCUUCUUCGGGUGAUUUAAUGCUUCCAACACAGAGUUGUAGACAAGAAUCACCACGUUCACCUGCAAGAGUUGAAUAUGUUCCUGUGAUCUCUCGUGUAAAGCAGAGUGGACUAUUUACACCACCAUGUAUAGAUGACAGUCCUACAUCAGCUGGCAAAACUCACAAGAAAGGACAAGUAAAGUCUAGUGCAAAUUUAGGUAAAAAGUCUAAAUCUAAAAAACCAGUCAUGAACAAAUCUUUCACAGAAUCUAAUGGAUCAUGCAGCAAUAUGUCCCCUUUAAUUCCAAAGAAUCAAAAGAAAAAAUAUACAACUUCAAAAGGGGCCAAGGGACAAAUUAAAAAGAAUUGUCUAUCUGGUAAGACUUUGCAGGGUAAGAAGAACCUUUCAGAACCAGUAAAACUAGUAACCAAGAAAAAGAAAAAGCCUAUUUCUGUUCUUAGAAAUGUAAAUCUACACACUGGUGCAUCUGAUAUGAGAUCAACACACACAUACCAAGCUGAAUAUUCAGAUGGCAAGACAAAUGAGAGCAGAACAUUAUCUGCACAACCUGCUGGUGUGACAAGUAGGGCAUUAACUAUCUUGAAUUCAGAAGCUCCAAACAACAGUGUUAUUCUUAGCAGCUUGUUGACUCCAGCAACCAAGGUGUCUAUACAUAGCAAAAAUGGCACCAUCAUCUCGUCUUCUUCAAUGGAAGCAGAAAUCUCCCAUUUGAGCCCCAUAAUUCCAAUGGUAAAAGUCUCUUCACUGGUACCCUUCACUGGGCCUCACAAGGAUUCUUCUCUAACUCCACUACAACACAAUCAAGUUUUUAGUCGAGUUUGCUUAAAAACCUUAUCUGUGAGAGUGGAGAGGCUCACUCACAGGCACAUUAAGAGGGAGUUCCUAAAGAAGUACCGUAUAGGCAUAAAGUCAGGGAUUUUGCUGCGGCGGAGGCUGAGGAAUUUUGACAUUAAACGUUACCUGCGGUUACGUCCAAUGAAACCCCCACCAUUGCCGGCACCAGUCUCUGAUCAGCCAUCUCAAGAACCUGUAAAUGAACAACACAGUCUUCCUAUUAUAAGCCCUCUAAGUGCUCACCAAGUGCUGUGGCCAGCAUCCAGUGGAAUGACCCCAGACAAUUUUCCCUCUUCGUCAGAUGUUUAUACUCGGGCAGCUUUGGCUCCUCAUCCAGGAAAAUGUAAAUCACAAAAAGGGGCGCCACCUAAUCUUAAAUUCAUGGGGGAGCACAAAAACGCUGUGUUGAACAAUGGCUCUGGUCAGACUGCAAAGCGAGAUGGUGAACGAACAAGUGACAAAGUUAGUAAUGGAAUCAUAUCUUGUAAUAGAAAGCAACUUCUGGUGUUUCGUAAUGAGAGAUUAAGUCGUGGACAAAUAAGGCACCUUGCUUGGAUUGGUUUAGGUUUAGCAAAGAGAGUAUCAAGGAACUCUGAUUUGGAUUCACUAGAAGGAAGUCACAUUUUGAUGGAUCCUGGAAUGUUUGGGUUGAAGGGGAACUUUCGUCCUCCGCCUAGUUGGUCUCUGGUGCUCGAUUCUUAUGGCAGCAGAAUAGAGAAUAAUGUAGCUGUGAAACCACAUGUAAAACAGAGUCGCUCCACUAUGAAAGCCCAUACAACAUCAGGACAUUUGCAUAAUCCUAAAUCUAUUCAGCCUGCUCUUCCACAUGGUAUUGCAUUAUCUCAAUCUCAGAUGUAUACUACUAACACUUUGCCCUCAGGACAUAUCUAUUCAACUACUUUCAUGGCUCCAGGACAGCUUCAGACUGGGCAAGGGCAGUCCCAUUUUCUUGAAUCCAUUCCUAGUGCACAAGAUGGCAGUGCUUCUUUACCCUCAUUACAGGGUCAUACCCAACCAGUUGUCCUUCAAAGAAGGAUUUAUGCUCCCACUAUGAUUCCUCAAGGUCAUGUAUCUUCAUCAGCUGGUGUGCCACCAACAGCAUUAGUGCAGACAACAAAUUCUCCCUUGGGGGCAAGAAUUUUGAGUGUAGACCACACAGGCAGGGUUCGAGAGACAUUAAGUCAAGGCAUCCCUGCAGCAUACAGCAGAUAUCCAACAGCACAUAUACCUGACUGCUGGAACCCUCCUAGACCAAGUGGCCGUUCAUCGCCACCACCACCUCUUACCUUUAUGGGCGGAGGGGGUUUGAAUAGCAAUGUUAAAGCUGCUCGAAUAAUGCCGCCACCACCUCUAUCCUUCAUGGGACCAACUUCGGAUACUUCUUCAAAUCCAGCCUUGCAAUUGAGCUACUCACAAUCCAGCAUAAGACCAUCACCAAAUGUAGGGACUUGGACACAUGCUUUAGAUUUAAGCAUGCAGGGUUCUGCAUCUCGUAAUUAUGGUGUUAUUAACCAUACAAGGCAUGUUACAGAUAAACGACCACCACCCCCUCCGUACUCUACACAGGGACAUAUUGGACUCGAACAGCAACCAGCUAUGACAUACAGUGCAAAAGGACAACUUGUUAUGGACAAGCAACAGUCUCAAAUAGGAAAUACUGUACAAGGGCACUCAAUUCCUAACCAACACUUGUAUAAUGUGUCACAAACAAUACAGGGACAAAGGCCACCAGGUCUUUCCCAGUGUGUUCAAGGGCAACUGGUCAUGACCCAGAGAACAUCAAAUUUGUUACAAGAAGCGCACAGAAAAAUGACAUUAAAACACCAGCUGCCAAACACAACACAGUCUGAACAAAGGCCUGCACUAGUAAAUAAGCAACCACAAGCAGAUCAAGGGCCUUUUGUACUGAACAAACAAGCACAAAGCUGGCCAUUUAAUUCCCAUAAUCAGACUGAAAUAAAUCAGCAGGCAUCCUAUGCACUAAGUGGCAUCCAAAGAAGUACCACACUAAACCAGCAAGCACCAAGUUUACCCCACAGUUUACAGGGUCAAGUUGUGAUGGAGCAACAACCACCCAGUUUAACUCAUGGUUCCACGAGUCAAGUUGUGACAGAGCAGCGACCACGAAGCUUACCACAUAGUUCACAUAGUCAAAUAUUGGAGCACCGACCCCCAGUUUUGUCAUACAGUUCACAAGGACAAGUUUUGACGGAUCACCGACCACCAAGUUUGCCACAUAGUUCACCUAGUCAAGUAGUGACGGAGCAACGAUCACCAAGUUUGCCAUGCAGUUCACAAGGCCAAGUUGUCAUGGAGGAGCGACCACCAAGUUUGCCACACAGCUCACAGGGUCAAGUUGUGAUGGAACAGCUAUCACCAAAUUUGCCACAAAGUGUGCAAGGAUCUCCAGCUCCUAUCUUGGAAACUUCAGUGUUAUCACAAACAGGAACACCUGAUUUCAAUUGCAAUCAAAGUUCAGCAGUGAUCCAGUUGAACACCACACCCCAAGGUGAACAAGGCUCUUCCACUUUGAACAAGCAGCCAUCAGGUCUGCCACAAGGCAAACAAGGACUUUCUGUACUGUGUAAACAGGCACCAGGUGGGUCCUGUAAUUCCCAAGGUCAGGUAGAAAUGAACCAGCAGGCAUUACGUGUAUUAAAUGAAACCCAAAGAUCUGACACACUGAACCAACAACCACUAAGUCUGCCACAAAAUUCACAGGGUCAAGUCGUGAAGGAGAAACAAUCCACAAAUUUACCACACAGUUCACAGGGCAAAGUUAUGAUAGAACAACGACCACCAAGUUUGCCGUACAGUUCACAGGGUCAAAUUGUGAUAAAAGAACUACCACCAAGUUUGCCCCACAGUUCACAGGCUCAAGUCCUGAUAGAACAGCGACCACCAAGUAUACUGCAAAGUUCGCAGGGUCAAGUUGUGAUAAAAGAACUACCCCCAAGUUUGCCUCACAGUUCACAAGCUCGAGCUGUAAUAGAACAGCGACCACCCAGUAUACUGCAAAUUUCGCAGGGUCAGGUUGUGAUAAAAGAGCUACCACCAAGUUUGCCCCAUAGUUCACAGGCUCAAGUUGAGGUAGAACAGCGAGCACCAAGUUUUCUACACAAUUCGCAGGGUCAAGUUGUGAUAAAAGAGCUACCGCCAAGUUUACCACACAGUUCACAGAGUCAAGAUGUGAUACAAAAGCGACCACCAAGUGUGCAAGGGUCUCCAGUUCCUAGUCUGCAAACUCCAACAUCGUCACGUGCAGGUUCACCAGACUCAAAUCACAAUCGCAGUCCUGCAGAUAUUGGGUGGAGUGCAGAUGAACCAGAACAUUUGCAUCAUCACAAACCACGUGUUCCUGGCAUAAUGGCUGUGGUUGAGGCUCUGGUCUUGCAGCUCAUAGACAUUGGACUUCCAUCCUCUAUGAACAGUAUAACCAAGACUGUUGAGCAAUUAUUCCAGGCACGUGGAAUGCACAAGCCCUUUUGCUGUAAAACUGAGGCCAUGAAGUGGUACCAAGAUUUUCAUAAAACUCAUGUACAUCGACUGCCUACAGUAGAUGAAGUGAAAACUAGUCCAAUACCCACAGAUUAUGAAACACGAGAGUGGCUCAUAAACUUAAGAAGAGACAUGGUUAAAUUCUAUGGAGUGACACCACGUCGACUGUUUUAUAUGCAGGAACUUAAUUUCUUCCUGGACAAGCAAACGAGAGAAAUUAAAUAUCAUAGAAUGUUUCCUGGAAUGGUUCAGUGCUCAAAUGAAAAAGACACAGUGACCGUGUUAUUUGUAUUAGGUGCAGAUGGUCAGAUAGGACCUGGAAUGAUAAUCUUUCCUAGGAUGGUAAUGCCAGAAAAACUAUUUUCAUCUCUUAGAAAUACCGAGGGAGGAAAAGAGUGGGUAUUAGGGUCAUCAAUGAACGGCUGGCUCUACAGUGAUUGCAUCUCCGAAUUUGUCAGUGAUGUAUUUGUACCUUGGCUCAAGAAGAGAAAUGUUCACUUCCCUGUGGCUCUCUUCACAAAUGAAUGUCUGUCUAACAUACCAAUGAUGAAGAUGAGCGAGAGCUUCAUGGUUCAAGGAAUACAGUUGAUCACUGUUCCCAAAAUGAUGUCGUCAAUAUUGAGUCCCGCUGAAUGGAUUGUGGCAGACUAUUUCCGUACCAGUUGGGGAAAGGCUCUCUAUGAGUGGAGUGUUAGAAAUAAUUCUAAACCUCUUUUAGAAGAGAACUUCGCUCCAUUUAUGAUCAGUUGUCUCACUGCUCAGGCAACACCAGACAAGGUAAAUAGUCAAUUUAGGAAAUUUGGGAUUUGUCCAUUUGAUGCGCAAGCAAUGUUUCAGUGCCUGCGAAGCCAAAGUUACCAACAUUAAUGUGUUACAUAUAAAUAGCUUAUGAAGUAUUGCAGUUAGGUUUUAAGAAAUUUAGAUUCAAAGACUUCCAAUUGAGAUAAUGACCUUUUAACAAUCUCAGAUGAUCUGAGGAAUAUAUAAAAAGUGUGAGGCUCAAGGAUAUUCCUUGCUUAAUGAAAAACACUUGUAACACCUAACCAAUACUGUAUAUUGUAAUAAAUGCCAUAUUCUCCGUAAAGAGAGAAUAUUUAGUAAACUCAAAAUAAUUGUAUGCUUUAAAAAUCUUCUCAAGGAAUUUAGAUGUUCUCUGAGAAACUGUAUGAUAAACAGUAAUGCGCUUGUGUACUUAUGUUAAGAGAUUCUGGUAUAUUGCUUACUCUGCAUUUUUUCUGUACAAACAUGUAGCAUCUUUUGUUUAGUAAAAAUUAAACUUUCUCUGAGCCCACUUGCUA
Molecule: messenger RNA, 9197 nt
Organism: Procambarus clarkii (red swamp crayfish)
Lineage: Eukaryota; Metazoa; Arthropoda; Malacostraca; Decapoda; Cambaridae
Source: RefSeq, a predicted model, not a curated record